AUGGAGAAAAACUUUCCUCUGGUUAAUGGUACAACGUUUUGUACCUUUUAUUCAUAUUCAAGAAAGUCUUAUGUCAAAACAAUCGAAUUUUACAAUAAAUUUUUAAAGUUAAAGAUAUCUUCAGACUCUAUCUAUUACUGUACAUUGUCAAAUCCAGAUGUCACAUUGAAGGUGAUUCUAGAAGAGAAUGGACAAAAACAACAACAGAUAGAUAAACAAAUAGAAAAAUUAGAAUCAAAUGUCAGUGGUCAAGAUUGGAGAACAAUGGUUGCUAGAUCACUAGUAUUUUCCACUGACGACAUUCAUGAGAAUGAAAAGGCUUUAGUAUCUCUAAAGGCAAAAUAUAGACAUUAUCCAACCGAAUUAGUGCCAUUGAUCAUUUAUACUAUUGAUCCAUUAGGAAAUCUAGUUGCUGUCACGUCAACAAAGAAUUCAGUUAGUGCAAUCAGGAUAUUGCCACCAGAUUCUAUCCAUAUAGUUAAGCAAGCAAAAAUCACCUCAAUUAAUAACUUAAGCUCGAGGAUGAUUACAAGUGAUACCUAUCCAUCGCUGCCAAAGUAUGUGUUUAAUCACAAGAAAUCGAUUGCAGUAAUGACAUCAGGAGGCGACGCACCAGGAAUGAAUGCAAACGUCAGAUCCAUUGUAAGGUCAGCAAUAUUUAAGCACUGUCGAGCAUUUGUUAUUAUGGAAGGUUUUGCAGGUCUAGUCAAAGGUGGCCCUGAUUAUAUAAAAGAAUUCUUCUGGGAAGAUGUUCGUGGAUGGCUUGCUGAAGGUGGUACCAAUAUAGGUACUGCACGUUGUAAGGAAUUUCAAGAAAGAGCAGGCAGACUUCUUGGUGCUUUACAUUUGAUUGAGUUUGGGAUCGAUGCAUUGAUAGUGUGUGGAGGUGAUGGAUCGUUGACAGGCGCUGAUAUAUUUCGCUCAGAAUGGCCAUCCCUGGUACAAGAGCUGUAUCAAAACGAGAAAAUAACAAAGGCCCAAUUAGAUAAGUAUCAAUACUUAAAUGUAUGUGGUACGGUAGGUUCGAUUGAUAACGAUAUGUCUUCUACAGAUGCAACAAUUGGUGCAUAUUCUUCUUUGGACAGAAUAUGCACAGCCGUUGAUUAUGUUGAAGCAACUGCACUGUCACACUCAAGAGCAUUUGUCAUUGAAGUGAUGGGAAGAAAUUGUGGGUGGUUGGCAUUAUUAGCUGGUAUUUGUACAACUGCAGACUAUAUAUUUAUCCCAGAAAACCCUGAACCUCAUAAAGAAUGGAAAGAUAAAAUGUGUGAUAUAAUCAAAAAGCAUAGGUCAAAAGGUAAAAGGACGACAAUAAUUAUUGUUGCAGAGGGAGCUAUCGAUACAGAAUUGAAUUCUAUCAAAGCUUCUGAGAUCCAUAGAGCUCUCUGUGAUAAACUGGAUCUGGAUACUAGAAUUACUACCUUGGGUCACCUUCAAAGAGGUGGUAAAGCAGUUGCUUACGAUCGUAUAUUGGCAACUCUUCAAGGUGUAGAAGCUGUUAAUGCGGUGCUUGAAUCUACACCUGAUACCCCAUCGCCACUAAUUGCUAUCAGUGAAAAUAAAAUUAUCAGAAGAUCUUUAGUUGAUUCAGUUGUAUUGACAAAAAGUGUCGCAGAAGCAAUAAAAAAUAAAGACUUUAAGAAGGCAAUGUCACUUCGUGAUUGUGAGUUCAUUGAGCAUUUCAAUAACUUUAUGGCAAUUAACAGAGCUGACCACCAUGAGCCUAGACUUCCGCCAAGCAAAAGGUUAAAAAUAGCAAUAGUCAACAUAGGUGCUCCAGCUGGUGGCAUGAACGCUGCAGUAUUCUCGAUGGCAACAUUUUGUAUGUCUCAAGGCCAUAAACCCUAUGGUAUAUAUAAUGGGUUCACUGGAUUAGCUAGGCAUGAAAGUGUCAGAGCUUUGAAGUGGUUAGAUAUCUUAGGUUGGGAAUCGAGAGGUGGCUCAGAAAUGGGUACUAAUCGUGCCACUCCGAUUGAUGCUGAUAUUGGAAUGGUUGCAUACUACUUCCAGAAAUAUAGCUUUGACGGGUUAAUUCUUAUCGGUGGAUUUGAAGCUUUUACCUCACUUCAUCAACUAGAAAGAGCAAGAGACAGCUAUCCGGCAUUUAGAAUUCCAAUGGUACUUGUGCCAGCAACUCUAUCCAACAAUGUCCCAGGCACUGAAUAUUCCCUUGGUGCUGAUACAUCAUUAAAUUCCCUGGUGCAAUAUUGUGAUGUCAUUAAACAAUCAGCUUCAUCUACUAGAGAUAGGGUAUUUGUUGUAGACGUUCAAGGUGGAAAUUCAGGUUACUUGGCUACGUCUGCUGCAUUAAGUACUGGUGCUCAAGCUUCUUAUGUACCGGAAGAAGGCAUGAGUUUAGCACAAAUAUCCAGUGAUAUCAAUACCUUAAAGCAGUCAUUUCAGAAAGCUCAAGGUACAUCAAGAUCAGGAAAGCUUAUCUUAAAAACUACGAAUGCCUCGGAAGCAUUAAAUGCCAAAAAGUUGGCAGAUAUACUCACAGUUGAAGCAGAAGGGAAAUUUGAUGCAAAAUCAGCAUUACCAGGUCAUGUCCAACAAGGUGGUAACUCCUCGCCAAUUGAUCGAACUAGAGCAACAAGGCUAGCUAUUAAGGCAACUGUGUUUAUUGAAAAUAAUCAACAAAAGAUUAAAAGCGGCAGAGACUCUAACGAGGAAUUCGAAUUAGAUAAUGAAGAUUAUAUGGAAACUGCCUGUGUAUUAGGCAUAAUGGGAUCUCAAGUUGUUUUCACUCCCAUACAUCAGGCAUUUGAGUAUGAAACUGAAGUUGAAAGGAGAAUGCCAAAAAGAAUUCACUGGAGCGAAAUAAGAGCAAUUGCAGACCAUUUGGUCGGGAGGAAACGUGUAGAUGAUUUAUAA
Messenger RNA from Vanderwaltozyma polyspora DSM 70294, 2874 nucleotides. RefSeq lists its product as uncharacterized. The transcript has a single exon. Gene Ontology annotation, cellular component: mitochondrion; cytoplasm; 6-phosphofructokinase complex. The record is from RefSeq and is a predicted model, not a curated record. The coding region runs from base 1 to 2874 and encodes 957 amino acids. Gene Ontology annotation, molecular function: fructose-6-phosphate binding; identical protein binding; AMP binding. NCBI's taxonomy places the organism in Eukaryota, Fungi, Ascomycota, Saccharomycetes, Saccharomycetales, Saccharomycetaceae. Gene Ontology annotation, biological process: fructose 1,6-bisphosphate metabolic process; fructose 6-phosphate metabolic process; canonical glycolysis.